Molecule: messenger RNA, 2185 nt
Organism: Ruditapes philippinarum (Manila clam)
Lineage: Eukaryota; Metazoa; Mollusca; Bivalvia; Venerida; Veneridae
Product: galactose-3-O-sulfotransferase 2-like
Exons: 2
Coding region: 400-1875 (491 amino acids)
Biological process (GO): glycolipid biosynthetic process
Cellular component (GO): membrane
Molecular function (GO): galactosylceramide sulfotransferase activity
Source: RefSeq, a predicted model, not a curated record
CGGGCAUUUGAUGAAUGAAAAAAAAAGUUUUACGCGAGUUGACGCGAUUUGGGACCAUGUAAAUAUUUGUCGGAUUAAGCGGCAAGUAUUCCAGACAGAACCGGACUAAACCAAAUGUAAGUUUUAAUCAAUGAGGAUUAUUUUGGUCAUUUAGGUUCCUCUGGAAAGUGAAACAAGCAGAGAGACAGCUGCUCAAAUUGAUUUAAGAUUAUUUCAUUGGACGUAUACAACCACGUGUUACACUAAGAUUCUUCAAUGCAUAUUCUUUCAAAUUAUACUAGUUCUGUUAGGAAAUUAUUAGUAAUUUAAGGAUAAUUGUUCGUUCUUAUCUGUGAUAUCGUAUAGAUUUGUUUAAAUUUUGAAUAUCUGUGAAAACUUUAGCCCCUUUUUCUCUUCCAGAUGGGAUUUCAAUUCUACGUUAAGAGUAUAUUAACGGUGUCAGUUGUUGCAGCUCUGAUUUGGUUGACAUGGUACAAAACCACAGAAGUUGUCCGUGAAGUGGUCGAUUUCCAGACGAUGUUAGACCAAGAUGGGGAGAAUAAUCCCAGCGGGAGAAAAGGUCAACCAAAACUGGAUAAAAUUGGAUUGAGCAAUAAUAUCGGAUUCAAAGAUGGAACAAAUAAAAAGGAUGAAAAUAUUGUUAAAGUUAUGGAUUUUUCGACUACUGAUGCUGCUUCUUCUGUGACCACCACCACCACUAAGAAAACAACUACUACGACCACCACUACCACCACCACCGCCGCCGCCGCCGCAUCAACAACUACUACAACAACAACAGAAGUUACAACUUCAGCACCGCCUCAAGCAGAUAAACAGAUAUCUACAACACAGUCACAAACGACAACAAAAGCUACUGCUGGAGAGAUACACGUACAUGGCGUGACGCAGACUGCCGAAAAACGUCAUGUAGCAUUUCUUAAAGUUCAUAAAACUGGAAGUUCAACUGUGCAAAAUAUAUUCUUAAGAUUUGGAGACUCUAGAAAUCUUACAUUCAUACUAGCACAUGAUGAUGUAUCUUUAGCUGAAUCGAAAUUUCCGAACAUGAUCAGUUAUCAAAAUUCACUAACAGAAAAAAAUGUUGUUCCUCCACCGGCAGGACGCCAUUUUGAAAUACUUUGCUGUCACGUAAUAUACAAUCGAACGCAAUUUCAAAAGUUUCUCCCGAAAGAUACUGCUUAUAUCGGUCUUGUCCGGGACCCAAUAACCAGAUUAGAAUCUUCUUUUAGAUAUUUCAACAUGUAUCCGACAGCAAAUUUAUCCGACUUUGCAGCCAAUCCGUUUCAUUAUGAUAAAGGAUUGCACUCCAUGUCAAAUAAUAGAAUGGCAUUUGAAUUCGGAUUCCCGCUUUGCUUGUUUCCAAACAGCAAAGAAAAACCUGAGAAUUUACAGCAAGCAAUAGAAGAAUAUAUUACUAAACUUAUGACAGAGUUUGACCUUAUCAUGAUCAAUGAAAGAAUGGACGAGUCACUGGUUCUAUUAAAGCGAGUUUUAAACUGGCAUACUAAAGACAUCAUGUACAUGAAACAACUAGUUGCCAAACACGAGACCAGACGUUUCGCUGAGGGAGAUAUAAAAAACUUGAAAGCACACCUGUAUUUAGAUUUCGCCUUGUACCAGAGGGCUUUGUCUGAAUUUCUUAAUAGGGUAGAAGCAUUGGGGGAAGACUUUCAGGAAGAAGUAAAUCUCUUCAGCGAAGAAAAAGAGAAAGUUCAUAAUUUUUGUAGCCAUAGAGAGAAAGAAAUUUUAUCAUUUCCAGAAAGUAAGUGGGACAGCGCCUUUAAUAUCACAAGAGAAGACUGUUUCAUGUACACUAGAUUUGAAAUUAAAUUUAUUCAAGAUAUACGAAUGAAAAUGUAUGGAAAGCUUGGCAUAUAGAAAAGUAUUUUAUUUGUUUAAGUAGGGAACUUAUUGACAAUAUAGGAAAAGAAAGUUGAUAUGUUAAAUGUCAUGAACAAUGCUUGAAACCAAUUCCGGUAUAUUUUUGAUAAGUAAAUUGAAGACGGGCUUUACACAGAUGAACAAAGCUGCGGAUGUUUCUAAACACAAAAUUUCACCAUUACCAUUGCCAUGAUUAAAUAUUGAAUGCUGUUUCAGCCGGUGCUAGAAGGCGUGGACGGUAACUUUUCGGUCAUGAACAGGCUUAAUCAAACCGAGCCUGCAACAUUUUCAAUUUUGUCGCUUUGUG